This is a messenger RNA of Salvia hispanica, 2755 nucleotides long. RefSeq names its product MIF4G domain-containing protein / MA3 domain-containing protein. The record is from RefSeq and is a predicted model, not a curated record. Gene Ontology annotation, molecular function: RNA binding; protein binding. Gene Ontology annotation, cellular component: nucleolus. Gene Ontology annotation, biological process: ribosomal small subunit biogenesis. Lineage: Eukaryota; Viridiplantae; Streptophyta; Magnoliopsida; Lamiales; Lamiaceae.
ACUUUCCCUCCGUUUCUGUAUUCCGCCGCCGCUGCUCCCCACGUCACCGGUCCCUCUUUUCCUGCCCUAUUUCACGCCGGGGAAAUUCGCCCCUCAUGGAGGAGAAAUCCAGCCGCAAAGAGCGCAGAAAAGAAGCUCGCUCAGUCAGGAAUAAGAAAAAGUUUGAUUCCUGGAUCCACAAUCGACAAUCAAAGAUUUCUAAAUUGGAGUCGAAGUCUGACAAGGCAGGGAAGCGACUUAAGAAUAAUGAAAUUGAUGAUAGCUCUAGCCAACCUGAGAUGGUUGGAAUAUCCAAAACUGAAACAAGGGAUCGGAAAACUAUCGAGGCAACUGGAAAUACUCGUCCUUUGCGAAACUCAGAAGCGAAAAAGGAGUUCAAACGGAAGAGGAGUUCAGAUAAAACUUCAAAACCCAAUUUCUUUAACUUGCUGGAUAUGCAAACGAAUGGGAUGAUGGCAUCGGCAGAGGAGGAUUUGCGUUUAGAGAGGAGACUUGCGAAGAAGCUCAAGCUGAAGAGUGGGAGGUUGACUAAUGCAAAUGAUGAUCUUGAUAUGUUGCUUGAAGGAAUACCAUCUAUGGCUGACAGUCUUGGGAAUGUUGGAAAAGAGAAUAAAAAGGCUCGGGAUAAUAAAUCGAAAACUAUAAAGAUGGAUUCAGCUUAUGAAGACUUGGAUGAUGAAAUUUCAUCCGGUGAAGGUAGCGAAGAAUCCAAUUUAGUAACUAGCGAUGACGAGCUUGAGAAUGUGAUGUCACCUGAAGAUUCCCCUAUUUCAUCGGGUGAGGCCAGUGAAGAGGCCGAUUCCCUUAAUACUGAUCAGGAGCAUGAGGAUGCAGAUCUUGCUCCAGGUGAUCCAAAGAAAAACCUUCAAACUAGCAGAUUAUUGGAAGAACACGAUGAAUCCAGUUCAUCUGAACAAGAAGUUGACACGAGAAUAAGCUCAAAUACUGAGGCAUCUGGACCUCCAAAGGCUGUCUCAUCUGAGGUAGCGUUGGAUAAAUUACCUAACAAAGGGGCAGGGAAAUAUGUGGCUCCCCAUCUUAGAUCUCGUGGUGGAAAUGAAUCGGCUGAAUAUGCUGAAGAGCGUAGAAGAUUACGAGGACUUUUGAAUAGGCUUUCUGAAACAAAUGUUGAAUCAAUCACUGGGGAAAUUUCUGCACUCUUUCAAUCAGUAGGUCGUGCUGUUGGAACCCAGAUUGUAACUGAAGAGAUUGUGACAUCCUGUUCUGGAGGCCCUCGUGGAAAUGAACAGUAUGCUGCAGUUUUUGCAUCAUUUGUUGCUGGAAUGGCUUCUUUGGUUGGUAUAGACUUUGGUGCCAAACUUCUUUCACGUCUUGCAAAUCGUUUUGAGGAAGAGUAUAUGAAAGAAGACAAUCUCUCGUUACGGAAUUUGACCCUUCUAUUAUCUCAUUUGUUUGUUUUUGGAGUUUGCUCCAGUGAAUUGAUAUAUGAUUUCCUGAUUAUGCUCGGAAAGCGGUUAACAGAGGUUGAUGUUUCGACAAUCCUGACAGUGUUGCAGUGUUGUGGGAUGAAAUUGCGAGGGGAUGAUCCUGUUGGCAUGAAAAAUUUCAUUCAUAGUAUUCAGAGUAGGGUAACUGAGUUGAAGGCCUCUGCUGACUCUGGGAAAUCAAAUAUAAGCAGCAAAAGAAUGGAGUUUAUGAUUGAAACCAUAUUUGACAUAAAGAACAAUAAGAAGAGAUCUAAGGAAGAAACCGUGCAGCACACUCACAUAAAGAAGUGGCUACAAAAGUUAAGGGUUGAUGAUAUAUUAAUACGAGGUUUGAAAUGGAGCAAGCUACUUGAUCCUAACAAGAAAGGCCAGUGGUGGUUGUCUGGGGACAUUGCUUCAACUGUUGAAAAUGUUGAAGAGGUUGCUGGCACAAUUGAUAAAGAAAUCCCUGAAACCAAAAAGAUGCUACAGCUUGCGGCAUCAAUGAGGAUGAAUACAAGUGCACGAAAUGCGAUUUUUUGUGUAAUUAUGAGUGGAGAGGACUAUAUUGAUGCGUUUGAGAAACUUCUUGGACUGGACUUGCCAGGAAAGCAGGAUCGAGAGAUCAUGCGGGUGCUUGUGGAGUGCUGUCUACAAGAGAAAGUAUUCAAUGAAUACUACUGUAUUCUUGCAUCUAAGCUAUGCAGCCAUGACAAAAACCACAAGUUCACUUUACAGUAUUGCCUGUGGGAUCACUUCAAGGAACUGGAGUCAAUGACACUGCUCAGAUCAAUGCAUUUAGCAAAAUUUACUGCAAGGAUGAUCGAGAAUUUCAGUCUUUCAUUAGCAGUUUUGAAGGCGGUUGAUUUGAGUGACCCUGCAAAUCUGACCUCUAAAAGGAUCAUGCAUUUCCGGAUGCUAUUUGAGGCCAUAUUCGAGUUCUCAGAUAAGAAAGUUUGGAAUAUUUUUACACGUAUCGCUGUGACCCCUGAAUAUGAAGCUCUUAGGAGUGGAAUUGAGCUUUUCAUCAGCAAAUAUGUCGUAAGCAGUCAAAAGUCACUGGGUAGCAAGUUCAAGAUUGCAAAAAAGGCUCUGAACAAUAUUGAAGGUCUUGUGAUGUGAAUUCACCCAAACUGCAGCAAAUUUUGUGUACUGGUUUCCUUAACAACGGAGGUUCCUAUUUAUAGUCUUUAUGAUAAAGCGUAGACUAGAAUUAUGAAUCAUCAUGACUAUUGAAUAGUAGACCUUGUAACAGUUUGUAUCCUGACAUCAUUAUUUUUGUGAUGAGAAAUUAAUUACAAGAGCCAAAGAUUUGGUUAUUCAUUCUA